Molecule: messenger RNA, 4766 nt
Organism: Acanthaster planci (crown-of-thorns starfish)
Lineage: Eukaryota; Metazoa; Echinodermata; Asteroidea; Valvatida; Acanthasteridae
Product: ABC transporter B family member 1-like
Biological process (GO): oligopeptide export from mitochondrion
Cellular component (GO): mitochondrial inner membrane
Molecular function (GO): ATP binding; ABC-type oligopeptide transporter activity; ATP hydrolysis activity
Source: RefSeq, a predicted model, not a curated record
AUAUAGAACUUAUUAAACUUAUAAAGCUGGGCUGUCACUGGUUUUCAUAUGAUUUUUUUGUUGCCCGGAUGUAAACAGUUUUGAGUCAACCGAGAAAGUGUUUCUGCCCAACUGGGCCCGCUCCAAGUAUAAUUCGGGCCGUGGGAAUAGUUGGGGCGUAAUAUUUCAUAACGUUGUGCCGGUGACACUUAAACUUCUAAUUCACGUGCGUUGCUGAUGCCAGAUGUAACUUCUCUGCCAAGUGUAGUCACCGGCUAGCGGCUUGCCGUUACAUUUAUCUUGGACUUGGUAGCUUUUUAUACAUGUAUGUACCAUACAUGAGUAAAUAAGCCAUAGAAGAACCACAUUGCUCGCUGCUCUCUACACGUCGGCCGUCGUCAUCAUGGCUAGGACUUACUAUACUCUGCCCUGGGUACGCUUCACCAACUUUGCCCGGUUGCUGGUGUUCCUCGAUGGAUGUGCAUCAGCAGCCCUGUGGCUGACGGGUGGUCAUGAUCAGUAUCUGGAAUCAAGUGUCUUGAAGUGGACUAUCACAGGAUCUGUAUUUGAACUUGCAUGCAUCGGCAUUGUAAAGAUGUCACUGCUGUUCUAUGCAUUCACGAAACUUGAAGACCUGGCAUUGGCGAUGCUGGAGGAUCCGUACAUGCCCGGAAUAAUGGUCAAGAAACGCAAUCUUCAUAUAUCGACUGUUGCCUUGUCUUUGGCCUGCUUAGCGUAUGCAUCCGUCAAGGGAGGCUUGGUGUUAAAUGCGCUCUUGAACGACCCCGACUACGCGCCCAUGCACAUCACUUACAAUGCGCUGGUGAUCAGCGCCGCCGCAUUCUCUCUGGUGGAAUUCCUGACAGCUGUUCUGGGCCCCAUGUUUCUACGCCGGCUGCAGGUCAUUCGCAUCAAGCACGAAAUCCCUGACGAUAGCGAGAAGAAAGAGGAGGAACCAAAGGCAAAUCUCAGACGGUUGUUUGGCUUGGCUAAACCGGAAUGGCUCCUUAUUCUGAUUGGCAUGCUGAGUCUGAUUGUCUCCAGUGGGGCUGCCAUGGCAGCGCCUCUGUUCUUUGGCUUUGUUAUUGAUGCUGCUACUCACAAGUCUAUGGCUGCUGUCAACCAUACCGUGCUGAUGUUGUUUUUCAUCUUUGUCGGGGGGUCGAUUGCUUCCCUGCUCCGUUCUUGGUCCUUUACCCUGGCCGGAUAUCGCGUCGUGUGUCGCAUCCGCCGAGAUCUGUUUGCUUCCAUCAUCCGACAGGAGGUGGCCUUCUUUGACACCAACAGGACUGGGGAACUAACCAACCGUUUGUCGUCAGACACGGCAGUCCUGCAAAAUGCUGUCACGGUGAAUGUUUCGAUGUUGGUGCGAUACUUGGUCCAAAUAUUGGGUUCUAUUGUCAUCAUGUUCACUCAGAGCGCCGCUUUGACCGGUGUUCUGCUGUCUGUUGUGCCCGUCGUCGCCAUUGGAGCUGUCCAGUAUGGAAACUUUAUGAAGAAUAUACAGAAGAACUUCCAAGAUGCUUUGGGAAGUGCAGGCACUGUCGCCGAAGAGUCAAUCUCCAGCAUACGCACCGUGCGCUCGUUCAGCGGCGAGAAAAAAUCACAGGUGUCUUACGACAAAGAGAUUGCACUGAGUUACAAGCAUGGAAAGUCUCUGGCCACAGGUUAUGGGAUCUUCAAUGGGUUGGUUGGCAUCAUUUCACAGGGAGCUAUAGCCCUUGUACUUUGGUAUGGUGGCAAGCUUGUUCAUCUGAAUGUGACAUCACAAGGCACACAAGGCAUCUCUGUUGGUAUUCUAACAGCAUUCAUGCUGUACACGCUCAACGUUGCCAUGGCGUUUGCUUUCUUGGCCUCCCUGUACGGUGAUUUCAUGAAGGCGGUGGGUGCAUCCAUUCGCAUCUUUGAUCUCAUGGACCGCCAGCCGCAAGUCAACAACGAAGGGGGCCAGCGGCUGAUGGAAUUCAUCGGAGAGCUAGAGUUCAAUGAUGUUCAUUUCAGGUAUCCUUCUAGGCCCGACAAUGAGGUACUCAAGGGCGUGUCUUUCUCGAUGAAGCCAGGCCAGGUCAUUGCACUGGUUGGACCCUCGGGCGGGGGCAAGUCCACCAUAGUCAACCUGAUCGAGAGAUUCUAUGAGCCUGGUGCAGGAUCCAUCAAACUUGACGGUGUUGAUUUGUCUGAGCUUGAUCCAACGUGGUUCCGGCGCAAGAUAUCUAUGGUCAGUCAGGAGCCGUCCUUGUUUGCCUGUUCCAUCAAGGAGAAUAUCGCCUACGGCAAGAAUGCAAUGGAUGAGGAGAUUGAGCAAGCCGCGAAGAUGGCCAAUGCCCACGACUUCAUCUCAUCCUUUGAGGAAGGUUAUGAGACCCUGGUAGGGGAGAGAGGGGUGCGUCUAUCUGGAGCCAAUCACAACACAAUGAGCGAAUGGUCCCAGAAUGCUGUUUACACACAGAGCUUGGGCUUUGAGCCCAUUCACACUAGAUCAUUCACUGCUACCAGUGCCUUGGAUGCUGAGAGCGAACAUCUCGUACAGGAAGCUAUUGAUAGAGCCAUGGUUGGACGGACAGUGCUUAUAAUAGCACAUCGACUGUCCACGGUCAGGAACGCAUCUCAGGUUUUGGUGAUCAGCCACGGCCGAAUAGCUGAGAAGGGGACUCACGAUGAGCUGGUCAACAAGGAGGGCAUCUACAAGAAACUGGUACUCCGCCAGCUGAGCGCGGCCGGGGGAGCCAUCAAUUCCAUCCCUGACGACCUGAUCAUUGAUGACGAGACCGGUGAUGUUAUCGAGCUGGCUAAUGGACUGGAUUAAGAAUUCAAACCUCAGGUACUUGGAGGCAGUGGUCUUGCCUAGAGCUGGAGAUUUUUUUAUGUUUAGCUGAAAUUAAUUUCUGCCAAAGUAUUUCCAAAGGCAUUUGGUGUCACUUUUGAUCCUUGUAUUGUCUUUCUUUAUAAAUUUACACACAAUUCUUUGGUUUGAAAUAUCAGGUUUGCUACAGAAGCCAAAAUUUUCUCAAGCUUGAAAUACACACAACUGAGUACUGUAAAAGUAAGAGAACUUGUUCAAAUAUACUCGCGAGAAACUCGCUUACCAAUUUGCACUCCUUCUCUUGUUGGAGGUCAGGUUUUGUACAUUCAUGCACAUACUCAUCUCUGUGAACUCGAGUACACCCAAGAAUCAUACUAUUACUCGCAUUACACUCAUCAUACUCAUUGAUACCUAAGCCUUGAUAAUGAUUUGGCCAUUAUCGAGUAACUAUUCGAGUAAUACUUAAGAACAACUGAAUUGUACUGGUACCUGAGUAAAGUGCUACGUGCCUGUACUCGUCGGAUUGUACUCAAGGGAUCUGUCAUUUAAUGAGUUCACUCAAGGUUCUGUCACUCCAACAACGAGUACCUUGGUCCAUACCUUUAUCUAUACUGUGUUUUAACUGUUUUGAUUUGUCACCGGCUUGCAUCAUUUACCAAGCCAGUACUCUCAUUAUCAAAAAAAAUUUGUGUGUAACUAUUUAUGUAUCAAGAGAUUAUGGAAUUGAAAUCAAUAGAAUCAUCCAUGAAAUUAAUUUUCAAUUAAAUUGAAAAGAUAUUGAUAGAUAUUGAUAAAGUUUUCUAUGGCAAGUACAAGGUGUACAGAAAAAGAAUUUCAUUUAAAAUUUAUAAAAUAUAGGCAAUUCACGUUAUAGUGUGUCACCAACAGGUUGCUAUGGAAAGGUCAUUUUUCACAGUGCAUUGUGGGAAAUGCUCGACAAAUCUAUUCAUCGGCUGUGGGUAGGAAACUUGAAUUAUUUCCAAUGCUUUUCAAGUUGCAUUUCUAUUAAAGCUUGUUUUCUUUCCAUUGCAUGGAAUGUCCCAAUCUAUCAAUAAUUUCCCCAAGUUGUCUACCGACAUUCACUCAAAUGCAAAUGGUAGCAAGGUGGUCAUGCUCUUGUUGACUGUAAACUUGAAAAAAUUGCCACUCUAGGGUUUAUCUGUUUAUUUCCGGGCAAACUACAAAGACUACAGAUUAAAAUGACACUGCAUAUAGACAGAAAUCAAGUCUUGCCCAAAAGCGAAAUAAAUCACUAUACGAAGGGCUGUCCUCACAAAGAAGGAGUUUUCUGAUGGUGGUGCUCUGUAUUGUGAAUUGCCCAUAUUUGAUUCGAAAACACAUUUUGACCUCAUAGUUAUUUUAUAAUUUUAAAGUUAUUUUAUAUAAAAGAAGAAUGUUUAUAUUCCUUUCGUUUGUAGUAUAUGCUUAAAAGUAAUCCAACACAAGAUGUGAAGUUAUGUAUUGAUUCAGCGUCAAAUUUGUAGCUUGAUUUAAACUUAGAAUAGUUUGAAGCAAACAUUGAUUAAGGUUUUUAAUUUGUAUUUUUGUUUUAUUCAUGCAUUAUUUUAAUUGUCAACAUAUGCAAGAGUGGUUCAUUUUUUUAUUAUUUUUAGCUUAAUACUGUAAUGCCAAUGAAUUGAUUGCCGUUGAUUUGGUAAAAGCUGCACAGGGUUGCCAUAUGAAGUUCAAUGGCUCGAGGUUUAAAGGUCAAUCGUUGAAAGGAAAAGUUCAAUCUCUUGAUAGGAAUUUGGAGGGUCAUAGACCUUCACUUUAUGUAUGCCGACAGUCCAUAGAAAUGCUCCGUUUUUCGUGUUCUGGUUCUUGGUUCUGUAAUGUGGUUCUGCGAUGGGCUGCAGUAAUCAGGUAAUACCGCCUGACCAACAUCAGCAGAUACUGUAAUCUGAAAUUAAGGGUCCAUAUUUUUCUUGUCCCUGCCACAUCUCACAUAUGAUUUUGUAAGUUCAGAACACAUUUUCUAAUUUCU